GUCAAACACUAAAUCGAACCCUUGACGAUGUGCGCAGACGAGGACCCCCUUGCUGUUGAUGAGCACGCGGCUCAGGAUAACACUGAUGCUGACUCCGCCCUCGGAGACGACACCGGUAGCGAUACUACAUCACUAAGAUCCAGUAUUUUGAGGUAUCGUGAGGAGAAUGGCAGGACUUAUCAUGCUUACAAGGAUGGAGCUUAUGCACUUCCUAAUGACGAGAUUGAGAACGAACGACUAGAUCUUCAACAUCAUCUCUUUCUGCUCACUUUCGACGAAAGACUACACGCAGCUCCCUUGCCCAAGACGCUCAACCGCGCUUUUGAUGCGGGCUGUGGCACCGGAAUCUGGGCCAUCGAGUUUGCUGAUGAGCAUCCCGAGUGCGAGGUCAUUGGCGUCGACUUGAGUCCGAUUCAGCCUUCGGUCAUUCCCCCCAACGCCUCGUUCUAUGUAGACGAUCUCGAGGAGCCAUGGGACUAUUCUAACAAAUUCGACUUUGUCUUUGCUCGCUUUCUCACAGGCUCCAUUCUCGACUGGCCCAAGUUCUUCAGCGAAAGCUACAAGUAUGCCAGCUCCUCUCCCGAACCAUUUUCAUCAAGUCUAAAACGUAUCAACAGCAACCUCAACCCUGGAGGCAGAAUAGAGAUGAUCGACAUCAUCUAUCCUCUCCUCUCCGACGAUGACACUCUGACAAAAGACUCAGCACUAUCCAAGUGGUCAGAACUUCUACACGAUAUUUUCACCAAGAAUGGUCGUUCUAUGGAUAGUGCGUUGAAAUACAAGGAUCAACUUGAGGCAGCGGGCUUUGUAGAUGUGAACAUUGUGAAGCGCAAGUGGCCUUUGAACAGAUGGCCCAAGGAUCCCAAACAUAAGCAGAUUGGUACCUGGGCCCAGCAGAACACUCUAGAUGCGUUGGCAGCUUUAAGUCUCGCUGUCUUCACACGCCCUGAUGGUCAGGGCGGACUUGGCUGGAGUAAAGAGGAAGUCGAGGUUUUUCUGACAGAUGUGCGAAAGGAUAUUAAGAAUGUCAAUAUUCAUUCCUACUGGCCGAUUUGGUCGGUGUAUGCUACGAAGCCAGAAUGAAAAUCCAGCGUUGGAAUAGCAGCUUUGUUUAAGGCAGAUAUCAACCUUCCACAUGCGUCUGGGUGGUUCAGCGGGGAAACAGCAUCAGUAUUUUGAAUCUCAAAAGUGUAGAUUAGUCGGUUAUUAUCUAUCCAGCUCUGUUCUUCUCUUUAGAGGAAGUACUCAAGCAGCGAAUCGCUUGUUCAGUAGAUGCACCAGUCUUUGCAGUGCUAAAUGAGCCAGAACAGUGGUUGGUACGAAAUUGUUCUCCCUAUUGUUCUAUGGCCUCUAGGCUAAGAGGUCGGGUGCCAUCUUCGCACCUGGUGCUUUCCU
Messenger RNA from Fusarium oxysporum Fo47, 1395 nucleotides. Its product is annotated as S-adenosyl-L-methionine-dependent methyltransferase. The transcript has 11 exons. NCBI's taxonomy places the organism in Eukaryota, Fungi, Ascomycota, Sordariomycetes, Hypocreales, Nectriaceae. The coding region runs from base 28 to 1083 and encodes 351 amino acids. Gene Ontology annotation, molecular function: methyltransferase activity. The record is from RefSeq and is a predicted model, not a curated record.